CAGAUGGCCAGGACCAUUACCAAAUGAUGACAGCUCUCAAUUGGUUGACUUUUCCUCUUUCUGGCGACAGUCAUCUAAGGGGUGACCAAGGGUAAUUUGGGUCCACAUCCUGGGAAUUGAUCUAUAAAUAUAGGGGAGCUUGGGACGCAACCUUGUUGGAACCACCAGACAAUACAUAUUAUUCUUCGUUUGAAACACAUAAAUAUGCAAACAAAACAAAUAAACAAGACGCCGGCCAAGCUUACAUAGGAGCCCCCCACUGCACCAUCCAGAAACGGACUAGGCCAAAACUCUAAUCCGACGUCCUAGUUUCGGCUACUUCCACAUCCCACGCCUUACCAUCUCAUCUCGCCAAACAUCGUCGAUUCUUUCUGCUCUACCCCCUUGUUGCACAACCUUUUGUCGGCGUUUAACAAGCUCUUCGAGGGUGUCGCCCUAUAUCGCCUUAAUCAUAAUCAAGGAGGGAAAUAAAACAGAUAGUUCUAGUUCUAAUCAGCCGUACAUGUUGCGGGAGCUAGCGGACCGGUGGGCUCGGAAACGAUACCUUGGUUGAAGUGUUAGGGUUGGAAUAGAAGAUAAAGGAGAGAGGUGGAAGAAUAAGAUAGCGCUGGGCAGUGGGUUUGUGUUUCUUUUGGUUGCGGGUUUAUCAAUCUUGCAGAAAUUUGGUUUGAAGAUACUGUGUUUAAUUUUAUUUUGUGAGGGCUUCACAGCUCUAGGACAACAUCAAUAUGCAUAUUAAGGACAAGUUGGCUCAUGCGGAGGCCACAGGGCGGCCCGGCAUUUCCUUCGAAUUUUUCCCCCCGAAAACGGCGCAAGGUGUUCAGAAUCUUUACGAUCGGAUGGACCGUAUGCAUGGAUAUGGACCAUCCUUUAUUGAUAUCACAUGGGGUGCGGGAGGGCGGCUGUCAGAGUUGACUUGUGAGAUGGUGAAUGUGGCGCAAUCGGUCUAUGGCCUGGAAACUUGUAUGCACCUCACUUGCACGGACAUGCCCCGCGAGAAAGUGGACACUGCUCUUCAGAGUGCGUUCAAGGCAGGGUGCACGAACAUUUUGGCUUUGCGUGGUGAUCCUCCCCGAGAAAAAGAGAAAUGGGAAGCUACGGAGGGCGGGUUCCGUUACGCUAAAGAUUUGGUCAAAUAUAUUCGUGAUAAAUAUGGGAACCAUUUUGAUAUUGGAGUUGCUGGGUAUCCCGAAGGCUGCGAUGAUCAAGAUGACCCAGAACUCCUUAUGGAACAUCUGAAAGAAAAGGUUGAUGCGGGAGGUACGUUUAUUAUUACGCAGAUGUUCUACGAUGUCGAUAACUUCUUGACCUGGGUCGAAAAAUGUCGCCAAAAGGGGAUCACGGUACCAAUUAUACCCGGUAUAAUGCCCAUUCACACGUACGCUGCGUUUAUUAGAAGAUCCAACUGGACUAAAAUUCGAAUCCCUCCCGACUGGUUGGAAGCAUUGGAACCUGUGAAGAAUGACGAUGCAGCCGUGAGGAAUUUGGGCAAAUCUCUUGUGGCUGAUAUGUGCAAGAAAAUACUCGCCUCUGGAAUCUAUCACCUGCAUUUCUACACGAUGAAUUUGCAACAAGCGACCAAAAUGAUUCUGGACGAACUAGGAUUGAUACCCUCCCAUAAAACUCCCCUGCAGAAGCCACUUCCGUGGCGACAGUCACUUGGACUUGGCCGAAGGGAAGAAGAUGUGCGACCAAUCUUUUGGAGGCACCGACAUCAAUCAUACGUGGCUCGUACGCAGACAUGGGAUGAAUAUCCAAAUGGUCGCUGGACUGACUCUCGGUCCCCUGCUUUUGGAGAGCUCGAUACUUAUGGCAUUGGCUUGAAAGGAACCAACGAGCAAAAUAUCAAACUUUGGGGAGAGCCAAAGUCACUAAAGGAGCUAUCUGAGAUUUUCAUACGUUUCUUGAAUGGAAGCCUUGAUAGACUUCCAUGGAGCGAGGGCGCUGUUACAGAGGAAACAGAAAUCAUCAAAUCAGAUUUGCUCGACCUGAAUCGAAAGGGUUUCCUGACUAUUAACUCCCAACCUGCGAUUGAUGGCAUGCCCUCUUCUCACCCAAUCUAUGGAUGGGGUCCGAAAAACGGAUAUGUCUAUCAGAAGGCAUACUUGGAACUCCUUAUUUCUCCCACAAUGAUCGAUGAUGUUAUUAGCCGCAUUGAACAAAAUUCUGACCUCACAUAUUACUGUGUCAAUAAAAAGGGUGAAUUGAAGACGAACACGACCGACAGUCCAAAUGCAGUUACGUGGGGAAUAUUCGCUUCCAAAGAGAUUAUCCAACCAACCAUUGUUGAAACAAUCAGCUUCUUGGCCUGGAAGGAUGAAGCGUAUCGACUCGGAGACGACUGGGCCAAGUGCCACGCCCCAUCGAGCCUCAGCAGACGCCUCAUUGAACAAGUGAUGGACACUUGGUAUUUGGUCAAUAUUGUGAACAACGAUUUCCACAAAACGCAUGACAUCUUCAACCUGUUCAAGGACCUCAAAGUCGAAAACUUGGAUACGGAAAUAGAACCCAUCGCCCUAGCGGCCGAGUCUGUUGAUAUUGCCCAACAAAAUGGCCAGCUUCCUCAAACAGAGGUCAACGACAGUUGUACGGAAGCAACCAAGUCGAUGGAAGAGCGUAACUCCAACUAAUCUUCCGUUAUUUCCCACCUAUCCAUCUCUUCAAUGCCGAAUGAUAUCGGCAGCACCCCAUCAUGGACUCGCGAUUCAACAAGCGCACUACAUGAUCUCACGAUUUUCCCAUAACCCUCUAUACCUAAGCGCCAUUCCAUAAAUAAUUCUCGAUCAACAUAUCUCUCUUCCAAUUUCUCCUUAAGAAUAAUUCAACAUAAGCGCGCACUUCUCGCGCGGCUCCUACUCCCCGCACGUACUUCAACCUCCGCCGCCAUUCUCAUACAUAUACGAGCGCAAUACAUGACCACUAUUUUCAACAUGACAUUCAACACCAUAUAGAGAUAAAAACCAAGCAUGCAAAUCACAGCAUUUUAACACUGGAGAACCUUGUUUCCUUCAUGAUUCUUUAUUUCUUUUCCUUAAUUUCUUUUCCUUAAUUUCUUUUCUUUCUUUUCUUUACUCUUUUAUUUUCAACAAUACCCAGAAAAGCAGGACGAAAACCAAGGGAUGAAUGGACAUGGGAUACACAAACAAAAAGAAAAAUGAAAAAAAUGACUAUGAUGACCGCAACGAAGCUGUAUGGCAAAUUACAACGAUCAGGUAAAAAAUUACUUAAUCUACUGUAUUUGCCUGGAAAUAUGUAUUCAACACAUUUGGGAAAUUAGAUAAGAAAAAGAAAAUAAUAUCUUUUUAAAAAAAAUAAAAAACGAAAAAAGAAAAAAAAAACAAAUUCCGAAUGCGGGCCAGUCUUUUCUCAUCUUUUUUCUCUCUUUUCACUUUUUUUCUUUUUUUUUCACUUUUUUCUAUUUCCUUCAUUUGUCAUAUUUAUUAUCACACAUUCCCGGUUUUCCCCUUUUACUAGGUUCGGCUCAAAUUUCUGUCGAAUGAAGUUUUGGGCCCGCCUCUUAGACCAUCCCCCUCCCUUUUGUGACGUUCACAAAUUCUGACUCUCUGUUUUUCCCUGUUUACGGAGGUCGAUUUGAAUAUAAAAGUGCCAACUAGCCUAAACGUUUCAUUUUAGUCGAGGGAGAGAAGGGAGAAGGUCAUUAUUGUGCUUUCAAGGAGAAAGAAGAAGACGGAAGUGGGUUGAUGAGAUAGAGCAUGCAGCAUUCUAUCAAAAUCAGACAAGCAGUCCAAGGUAAAUAAAUACAUAUGUAAAAGUUGCAAUUUCUACUGCGCGAGGAGUCUUCGUGUCUACGAAUGUAUCGACAUGAACUGAAUCCUAUGCGUUUCUAUCGGGCUAUCGUGUCUUUCGAACAAAUGCACACUGUUGACUACCAAGCUACUAGGUGGGAGAAAAUGACUAUGACUAUUCUCAAGAGAGAGAUAAUACAAUGGAAUUCUACGUUCCUAUCAGGUCGUUAGUUAGGUAGACCAAUCUCGAUAAAAAUAAUCACAAAGGCGCGUCGUGAUAUCCGUCCGGGACCCCUUGUCCAUCUCAGGGACCUGGGGGGGGGGGGGGGGGGGGGGGGGGU
Molecule: messenger RNA, 4087 nt
Organism: Blastomyces dermatitidis ER-3
Lineage: Eukaryota; Fungi; Ascomycota; Eurotiomycetes; Onygenales; Ajellomycetaceae
Product: methylenetetrahydrofolate reductase (NADPH)
Exons: 5
Coding region: 729-2630 (633 amino acids)
Biological process (GO): tetrahydrofolate interconversion
Cellular component (GO): cytosol
Molecular function (GO): methylenetetrahydrofolate reductase [NAD(P)H] activity; FAD binding
Source: RefSeq, a predicted model, not a curated record